AGAGCCAGAAUAAGAAGAGUUUUAGUGACGCGGUUAUGUAAAUUUUAUGAAAAUAAUAAUAAUCAUUGAAAUUCUAAAGGAAAUCUUCAACAAAAUUCCAAAUAAAAAGAAUUUAUUAUUUGUAGUUUGUGCUUGUGUAAUUGCUAUCGUCGUUGGUUUGCUAAUAGCGCACAAUAACAACAAAGGCAUGGAAAUGAGUGCUGCAAUGCUUGCUCGUGUCUCCUUCUAUCCCACUCUCCUUUACAAUGUUUUAAUGGAGAAGGCCACUGCCCGCAACUGGUAUGAUCGUAUCGAUGAGAAUGUCAUAUUGGGUGCUUUACCUUUUCGAUCACAGGCCAAUGAUCUUAUUAAAAAUGAGAAUAUGAAAGCUGUUGUUUCCAUGAAUGAAGACUAUGAAUUGACUGUGUUUUCGAACAAUGCUCCCAAAUGGCACUUGUUGGGAGUAGAAUUUCUUCAGUUGGCUACCACCGAUAUUUUUGAGUCACCUUGCCAGGAUAAGCUCUUCAAGGGAGUGGAGUUUAUGAAUAAAUUCCUUCCUACAAAUAAUCGUAUCAAGGGCUUGAGUACUACUUCCAGUCCAGAAAAUGUUGGCACCGUGUACGUACACUGUAAGGCCGGGCGCACUCGUAGUGCGACGCUAGUUGGUUGUUAUUUAAUGAUGAAAAAUGGCUGGACACCUGAACAAGCUGUUGAUCACAUGCGUAGCUGCAGAUCUCACGUCUUACUGCACACCAAACAAUGGGAUGCCCUGAGAUUAUUCCACCAACAACACUUACAAAAGUCAUGACCUAAAAACGACAAUCAACAGGAAAUAUAAUUCUUAAAUAUGCGUCAAUUUGUUCGACUGAGUGUGUUUUUGUGCUAAAAGUUGUGCGUUCGGUGAUGUGUUUUUUGUUUAUUAUGUUAAAUAUAUAACACUUUUAUCGUUAUCUAAAUAAGCCCUUUAUCGUUUAAAUGCUUAUAUUCUCUUUAUUCAAACCAAAUAAUAAAAAGUAUUUUUAGACUAUUUUCUGGAAAACAAGCGAAA
This is a messenger RNA of Calliphora vicina (urban bluebottle blowfly), 1027 nucleotides long. It is a transcript of the gene PTPMT1, whose product is annotated as protein tyrosine phosphatase, mitochondrial 1. The transcript is spliced from 4 exons. Gene Ontology annotation, molecular function: phosphatidylinositol-4,5-bisphosphate 5-phosphatase activity; phosphatidylglycerophosphatase activity; protein tyrosine/serine/threonine phosphatase activity. The coding region runs from base 47 to 787 and encodes 246 amino acids. NCBI's taxonomy places the organism in Eukaryota, Metazoa, Arthropoda, Insecta, Diptera, Calliphoridae. Gene Ontology annotation, biological process: protein dephosphorylation. The record is from RefSeq and is a predicted model, not a curated record.